Messenger RNA from Protopolystoma xenopodis, 801 nucleotides. The record is from the annotation of a GenBank genome assembly. NCBI's taxonomy places the organism in Eukaryota, Metazoa, Platyhelminthes, Monogenea, Polystomatidea, Polystomatidae.
AUGAAGGUACUGGAAAUUCGUUCGUUGCAAGACUUAUCUGAAAUCAAUUUUUAUGCCUAUCAUGAGGAAGUGCGCUUCUUCCUAUCUGUCAUGGCACGAUACUCCCCUUUUCAUACGUUUUUCACGCAUUGGUGUCAUUCGUGUAAUGAACUUUUUCCCCCCACCAACGCCACUCUCCUCCAAUGGCUAUUUUCAUCUCAUUUUCAUAUGCCUAUGAGCACAACCAGCAGUUCACACUUGCGACACAUGCACAUGUCACACUGGCCGUCUAUUGAACCACCACCAUCGGCCCUCGAAUCCCAAUUUUCCCACUCACAUCUCACCCUUUUCCGCCCUCUCCUCCCGGCCACUCUUUGUCCGCAAGCCGGCAAGUACGACAGAGCGGCAGCCACGAUAGGCAGCCGGCUUUCGGGAGGCCAGAGCUUGAGGCGAACGCGAGAGAUGGACACUUUUUGCUCAGUCACUGAGUUGCCCAAAUUGUGGCCAGCUCAGCAGGGCUUAGAUAAUCCAAUGAGUGUUUUCCCUGUCCGAAUUGGCCGAAUUUACAUAGGGCCAGGCUUCAGGCAGCCAGCCAGCCACACUCGUAUCAUCCUCAAACACUUUGUUUCCUGUUCAAAUGAAUUUUUUUCUGAGACAUUUCCCACCAUCUGGCAGCAGCCCUGGGGGACAAAGAGAAGCCUACUUGACAAGACGUGUUCGUCCGAGCAACUGCAACCUCGUGCCAACACUGGUCGCGGCAAUGCUGCUCUAUUCUGGUCGUUUUUCGCCUCCUCCGGCCAGGUCUCCACAUCUCCAGGUUGA